Salarias fasciatus (jewelled blenny) is the source of this 9038-nucleotide messenger RNA. It is a transcript of the gene itpr3, whose product is annotated as inositol 1,4,5-trisphosphate receptor, type 3. Gene Ontology annotation, molecular function: inositol 1,4,5-trisphosphate-gated calcium channel activity; inositol 1,4,5 trisphosphate binding. NCBI's taxonomy places the organism in Eukaryota, Metazoa, Chordata, Actinopteri, Blenniiformes, Blenniidae. Bases 423 to 8546 code for a protein of 2707 amino acids. Gene Ontology annotation, cellular component: membrane; endoplasmic reticulum. Gene Ontology annotation, biological process: calcium ion transmembrane transport. The transcript has 61 exons. The record is from RefSeq and is a predicted model, not a curated record.
GCACACACUGACAGAGGGAGGGGACACAGCGGGGCGGUGUGUGUUUUCACUGUGUGUGUGCACGCGGUGACCUGCAGGACACACACUCCCGGAGGCGUGGAGUGACUCCGCUGCAGGUCUGCGGCGGGACCGGGAGCUGGAGCGGGACCGGGGCCCGGGCCGGGUGUGUAUCCGCCUCGGGGCGCUGCUCUCCCGGCUCUCACUCUGCGAACUGCCGAAGAGGUUUUUCCAGUUGUUGACAUGCAGACGGCGGCGGGGGAGAACUUCUCUCCUCUUUCCUGAACUUUUCUGCUCUGACACUUGCGCGGGGAGGAGGAGGAGGAGGAGGAGGAGGAGCAGCAGGAGGCUCGGUGCCUGCCGGCUCCUCUCCGCGCGCCUCAGCCGCUCUCCGGUGCGCGUGUGCGCGGUGAAGCAGCGGCAGGAUGUCGGACUCGGCCUCCAGCUUCCUCCACAUCGGAGACAUCGUGUCUCUGUACGCGGAGGGAUCCGUCAACGGCUUCAUCAGCACGCUGGGGUUGGUGGACGACCGAUGUGUGGUGGAACCUGCUGCUGGAGACCUGGAGAAUCCUCCAAAGAAGUUCAGAGAUUGCCUGUUCAAGGUUUGUCCGAUGAGCAGGUACUCUGCUCAGAAACAGUUCUGGAAAGCCAAACAAGCCAAACAUGAGAAGGACAAGAUCGCCGACGUCGUUCUUCUGCAGAAGCUUCAGCACGCUUCAAACUUGGAACAGAAGCAGAAUGAGACGGAAAACAAGAAAGUUCACGGAGACGUGGUUAAAUACGGGACUGUGAUCCAGCUGCUCCACAUGAAGAGUAACAAAUACCUGACGGUAAACAAACGCCUGCCGGCCCUGCUGGAGAAGAACGCCAUGCGGGUCACGCUGGACGGGACGGGCAACGAGGGCUCCUGGCUCUUCAUCCAGCCUUUCUGGAAGCUGCGAGCCAACGGAGACAACGUGGUGGUUGGAGACAAAGUGAUCCUGAACCCGGUGAAUGCGGGCCAGCCGCUGCACGCCUCCAACUACGAGCUGAGCGACCAUCCGGGGUGCAAAGAGGUCAACUCUGUGAACUGCAACACAAGCUGGAAGAUCAACUUGUUCAUGAUGUUCAGUGACCACAGAGAGGAAGUCCUCAAAGGAGGCGAUGUUGUGCGUCUCUUCCACGCCGAGCAGGAGAAGUUUCUGACCUGCGACGAGUACAAAAGCAAACUCCACGUCUUCCUGCGCACAACUCUCAGACAGUCGGCCACGUCAGCGACCAGCUCCAACGCCCUGUGGGAGGUGGAGGUCGUCCAUCAUGACCCGUGUCGCGGGGGGGCCGGACACUGGAACAGCUUGUAUCGUUUCAAACACCUGGCGACAGGAAACUACCUGGCCGCAGAGGAGAACCCUGGUUAUAAAGGAGACAACGGUGAGCUGUCUUCCUCGAUGGACGGCAGUCGCAGCAGCAAGCGCUCCCAUGGCGAGCGCAUCAAGUACAAGCUGGUGGCGGUGCCUCACGGGAACGACAUCGCCUCGCUGUUCGAGCUCGACCCCACCACGCUGCAGAAGACCGACUCCUUCGUCCCACGGAACUCGUAUGUCCGGCUGAGACAUUUGUGCACCAACACGUGGAUUCAGAGCACCAACGUGCCGAUCGAUAUUGACGAGGAGCGACCGAUCAGACUAAUGUUGGGGACGUGUCCCACUAAAGAAGACAAGGAGGCGUUUGCCAUCGUGUCCGUCCCGGUGAUGGAGAUCAGAGAUCUGGACUUUGCUAACGAUGCCAGUGCAAUGCUGAGCACCGUGGUGGACCAGUUCAACCAGGGCUUCAUCAGUCAGAACGAUCGCAGGUUUGCCAUCAAGCUGCUGGAGGAUGUGGUUUUCUUUGUGGCGGACGUUAUCAACAGCGGUCAGGCGGUGCUGGACGUCGUCAUGACGAAGGCCAACCGAGAGAGACAGAAACUCAUGAGAGAGCAAAACAUUCUGAAACAGAUCUUUGGCAUCCUGAAGGCCCCCUUUAAGGACCGUUCAGGAGGUGAAGGUCCUCUGCUGCGACUGGAGGAGCUGGCGGACCAGAAGAACGCUCCCUAUCAGUACAUGUUCCGACUGUGUUACCGAGUGCUGCGACACUCACAGGAGGACUACCGCAAGAACCAGGAACACAUCGCGAAGCAGUUCGGGGUGAUGCAGAGUCAGAUCGGAUACGACAUCCUGGCCGAGGACACCAUCACCGCUCUGCUGCACAACAACCGCAAACUGCUGGAGAAACACAUCACCAAGACCGAGGUGGAAACAUUUGUCAGCCUCGUCCGCAAGAACCGGGAGCCCAGGUUUCUUGACUACCUGUCCGACCUGUGUGUUUCCAACAACGUGGCCAUCCCCGUCACUCAGGAGCUGAUCUGUAAAUGUGUGUUGGAACCCAAAAACCAGGACAUCCUCAUCAAAACAGAGCGCCGUGUCCCUAGAGAAACGCCCCCCAGUGGGGUUUCAGGAGGAUACAUGGGGAUGGACGACUACGCAGAUGAAGACGAGGUGUGGCUGAUGUGGACAGAUAAGACCAAUGAGAAACAGGAGAAGAGCAUCAGACAGCUGGCUCAAGAGGCCCGACAAGGAAACGCCCACGACGAGAACGUCCUCACCUACUACAGGUACCAGCUGAAGCUGUUCGCCCGGAUGUGUUUGGACCGUCAGUAUCUGGCCAUCGAUGAGAUCUCCAAGCAGCUGGACGUGGAGCUCAUCUUUCUCUGCAUGAUGGACGAGACACUGCCCUUCGACCUGCGGGCGUCCUUCUGCCGCCUCAUGCUGCACGCCCACGUGGACCGAGACCCUCAGGAGCUGGUGACGCCCGUCAAGUUCGCCCGCCUCUGGACGGAGAUCCCCACCGCCAUCACCAUCAAAGAUUAUGACUCCAACAUGGAUGACAGCCGAGACAACAAGAAGAACAGAUUCUCCAACACAAUGGCCUUCAUGGAGGAAUAUCUCAACAACGUCCUCAAUGAUGAACUGCCGUUCCACAAUGAGGAGAAGAACAAACUCACCUAUGAGGUGGUGAGUUUGGCUCGACAUCUCAUCUACUUUGGUUUCUACAGUUUCUUUGAGCUUCUCAGACUCACCAGGACUCUGUUGGGAAUCAUCGACUGCAGACCCAACCUCGUACACGGUGGACCCGUAUUCCACGACGAGGCAUCAGGAAAGAACGUGAAGCGCUCCAUUCACGGGAUGGGUCAGAUGAUGUCCACCAUGGUCCUCAACAGGAAACAGUCCAUAUUUGGAGGUGCCGGUCAAAGAGGGGCGGGGCUGGGGGCCGUGCUUGAUGGACAGCGGGGUGGUAAGGACAGUAUCGAUAAGAUGGACCUGACAGUCAUGGACACCAAACUAAAGAUACUGGAGAUCUUGCAGUUCAUCUUGAACGUGCGUCUGGACUACCGCCUCUCCUUCCUGCUCUCCGUCUUUAAGAAGGAGUUUGUGGACGUUUACCCGAUGGCUGACGCCGACGCCACCACCAACAUGGAGCACGCAGCCACCAUCAACCUGCAGCACAUCGGCGAGCAGGCGGAGGCCAUGUUCGGAGUGGGGAAGGGGAACAGCAUCCUGGAGGUGGACGACGAAGGUGGUCGUAUGUUUCUGCGAGUGCUGAUCCACCUCACCAUGCACAACUACGCUCCGCUGGUAUCCGGAGCGCUGCAGCUGCUCUUCAGACACUUCAGCCAGCGGCAGGAAGUGCUGCACACCUUCAAACAGGUCCAGCUGCUGAUCUCGGCCCAGGAUGUGGAGAACUACAAGCUGAUCAAGGCAGAUCUGGAUCGCCUGCGGACGCUGGUGGAGAAGUCUGAGCUGUGGGUGGAGAAGAAAAGCUCUGGAGGAGGAGACGGGAAGAAGGACAAGAAAGACAAGAAGGAGAAAGGAGAGAUGGAGACAGAAGCAGUUGCACUUGGAAGUCUCGGAAAUCCAUUCUUCAUGGGGGCAACAGAGGACGCCACACCUAAGAAAGAGAAAGUGGAGAAGGGUAACGAGAACUACCAGAAAGUCAAAGAGAUCCUGGAGAGGCUGAACAAGAUGUGCAGCAGUGGAGUGUGGAAGAAGCAGCAGAGGCUGCUGAAGAACAUGGGCGCUCAUAAAGUCAUGCUGGACCUGCUGCAGGUCUCCUACGACCAGAACGACGCGAAGAUGCUGGAGAUCAUCAGGUACACGCACCUGUUCCUGCAGAAGUUCUGUAUGGGCAACCAGGAGAACCAGACUCUGCUGCACAAGAACCUCAACCUGUUUCUGAACCCCGGGCUCCUGGAGGCAGAGACGGUGCAGCACAUCUUCAGCAACAACUACCAGCUGUGCAGUGAGAUCUCGGAGAGCGUCCUGCAGCAUUUCAUCCACUGCCUGGCCACACACGGACGCCACGUCCACUACCUCAACUUCCUGCACACCAUCAUCAAGGCCGAGGGCAAAUACGUGAAGAAGUGCCAGGACAUGAUCAUGACGGAGCUGACUAAUGCUGGGGAGGAUGUGGUGGUCUUCUACAACGAUAAAACCUCCUUCGGUAAGAUGCUGGAUCUGAUGGCGGAGAGCAGGGAGGGCGUCGGCGAAAACAGCCCGCUCAAGUAUCACAUCUCCCUGGUGGAGCUGCUGGCCGCCUGCGCUGAAGGAAAGAACGUCUACACCGAGAUCAAAUGCACCUCGCUGCUGCCCCUAGAGGAUGUGGUCAGAGUGGUCACCCACGAAGACUGUAUUACAGAGGUGAAAAUCGCCUAUGUGAACUUUGUGAAUCACUGCUACGUGGACACGGAGGUGGAGAUGAAGGAAAUCUACACAUCAAACCACAUCUGGAAACUGUUUGAAGACUUCACCGUGGACAUGGCCCGGGUCUGUAGUAACCGUGAGAAGCGCCUCGCCGAUCCCGUCCUGGAGAAAUACAUCAUCAACGUGGUCUUCGACACCAUCAACGCCUUCUUCAGCUCGCCGUUCUCGGAGAACAGCACGUCGCUGCAGACGCAUCACACCAUCGUCACCCAGCUGCUGCAGUCCUCCGUCCGGCUGCUGGACUGUCCCUGGCUGCAGCAGCCGCACCGCGUCCAGGUGGAGGCCUGCAUCAAGACGCUCGCCAUGACAGCUAAGAAUCGCUCCAUCUCGCUCCCUCUGGACCUGGAGGCUCAGAUCAACUCCAUGCUGUCCAGCUCAGCUCUGAACUCCCUGUCACGCUCCAACCCCAACUACAAGGCCAUGUCUCGCUCGUCCAGACCCAGCGCUCCCAGCAACCCCUGGGACUACAAGAACAUCAUUGAGAAGCUGCAGGACAUCAUCAACACCCUGGAGGAGCGUCUGAAGCCACUGGUCAACGCCGAGCUCUCCGUCUUGGUGGACGUCCUUCAUCAGCCCGAGCUGCUCUUCGUGGUCGGGACCGACGCCCGGCAGCGCUGUGAGUCCGGAGGCUUCAUCUCCAAGCUCAUCCAACACACCAAGUCUCUGAUGUCGUCCGAUGAGAAGCUGUGUAUCAAAGUGCUGCGGAUGCUGCAGGAGAUGCUCAUCAGGACGCUGGACUUCGAUGACAAGGGAAUCAUGCUGAGGAAAGUGUUACUGCAGAACUACCUGUUUCCCAACAAGAAGAACACCCCGAAGAACGACCUGGCCGAGCUGGGAGCUGCAGGCGCCGAGCAGGAGCGGGACUGGGCGGCGGUGGCGACGGUUCAGUGUCGUCUGGACCGUGAAGGAGGAACGAAGCUCUUCACUGAUCUGGUGAUGAGCACCAAGAACGACAAGAUCUUCCAGGAGAGCAUCCAGCUGGCCAUCUGCCUUCUGGAGGGAGGAAACACAGAGAUACAGAAUUCCUUCUACAAACUGAUGAUGGGCGACAACAAGUCAGAGAAGUUCUUCAAAGUCCUCCAUGACCGCAUGAAGGAGGCUCAGACCGACAUCAAGGCGACGGUGUCUGUGAACGUGGGGGAGAUGACCCACAAAGCCAACGAGAAGGAGCUGGACACCGGAUCUGGAGGCCUGGUUCUUCCUGGUUCAGCAGGACACCCCUUAUUGGUGCAGGGUCAGUCCAUCGCCCCGGUAACGGGAACCGCCGCCGUGCCGGCUCAGCCGGCGGCGGAGCAGCGAGAGGUGGAGAUGGAGAUGGGGCCGGCUGUCACCAUCAUGAAGCCCAUCCUGAGGUUCCUCCAGCUGCUCUGUGAGAACCACAACCAGGACCUGCAGAACUUCCUGCGCUGCCAGAACAAUAAGACCAACUACAACCUGGUGUGUGAGACCCUGCAGUUCCUGGACAUCAUGUGCGGGAGCACCACCGGCGGCCUGGGGCUGCUGGGCCUCUACAUCAACGAAUCAAACGUCCACCUGAUCACCCAGACGCUGGAGACCCUCACAGAGUACUGCCAGGGUCCCUGCCAGGAGAACCAGACCUGCAUCGUGACCCACGAGUCGAACGGCAUCGACAUUAUCACGGCUCUGAUCCUGAACGACAUCAGCCCGCUGUGCCGGUACCGGAUGGAGAUGGUUCUGGAGCUGAAGGACAACGCCUCCAAGCUGCUGCUGGCUCUGAUGGAGAGUCGCCAUGACAACGAGAACGCAGAGAGGAUCCUAUUCAACCUGCGACCUCGAGAACUCGUGGAGGUGAUCAAGAAGGCCUACCAUCAGGAGAGUGAGUGUGAGGGCUUGGAGGUCUCUCCGCGGGAGGUCGGACACAACAUCUACAUCCUGGCUCAGCAGUUGGCGAGACAUAACAAAGUCCUGCAAAACCUCCUGAAGCCUCUGAAGAAGAUCAAAGAGGGCGAAGAGGGCAUCUCCUCCAUGUUGAACCUGAACAAGCGGCCUCUGUCUCAGAUGUUAAAGUCAACGGCUCCAGCUGCUGUGGUGGAACAAGAUCCGCUGGAAUACUACGACCAGCUCACCUCCCAGAUUGAGAUUGUGCGAGAGGACCGCAGCAUGGAGCAGAUUGUGUUUCCGGUUCACCCGAUCUGUGAGUUCCUGACCGAGGAGUCAAAGUUCAGAGUCUUCAACACCACCGAGCAGGACGAGCAGGGGUCGAAGGUCACGCACUUCUUCGAGCAGACGUCCUUCCUGCACGGGGAGAUGGAGUGGCAGAAGAAGCUCCGGAGUAUGCCGGUGUUGUACUGGUUCUCCAGGAGGAUGACCCUCUGGGGAACCAUCUCCUUCAACCUGGCCGUCUUCAUCAACCUCAUCAUCGCCUUCUUCUACCCGUACAACUCAGGACAAGCCGGAGCCAUCGAUGACUCCAUGCUGCUGAUGCUCUUCUGGGUCCUGACCGGGCUCUCCGUCCUGGCCUUGCUGUCUCAGCGUUACGGCCUCCAGCCGCUGACCCUCGCCCUCAUCCUGCGCUCCAUCUAUCACUUCGGCAUCGGCAACACGCUCAUCCUGCUGGGGUCGCUCAACCUCAUCAACAAAGUGGUGUUUGUGGUGAGCUUCGUUGGGAACAACGGGACCUUCAUCAUGGGCUACAAGGCCAUGGUGAUGGACGUGGAGUUCCUGUACCACCUGGCCUACGUGCUCACCUCCACGCUGGGGCUCUUCGUCCACGAGCUCUUCUACAGCAUCCUGCUUUUCGACCUGAUCUACCGCGAGGAGACGCUGUUCAACGUGAUCAAGAGCGUGACCCGAAACGGCCGCUCCAUCCUGCUGACGGCGCUGCUCGCGCUCAUCCUGGUCUACCUCUUCUCCAUCGUGGGCUUCCUCUGCCUGAAGGAGGACUUCAUCAUGGAGGUGGACCCGCUGCCGCAGAUCGCCGCAGCUCCUCCUCAGAGUGAAGCGUCGCAGGAUUUCCUCAACUCCUGUUCUGCAGACGGAGUCAGCUGCACCGCCGAGAACAGCCAGGUGACCGUCGCCGAGGAGGAAGGAGAGUCGGACUCGGAGCGAGCGUGCGACACGCUGCUGAUGUGCAUCGUCACUGUGCUGAAUCACGGUUUGAGGAACGGAGGCGGAGUCGGAGACGUUCUGCGGAAACCCUCCAAGAACGAGCCGCUGUUCCCGGCCCGCGUGGUCUACGACCUGCUCUUCUACUUCAUCGUCAUCAUCAUCGUCCUCAACCUGAUCUUCGGCGUCAUCAUAGACACGUUUGCCGACCUGAGGAGUGAGAAGCAGAAGAAGGAGGAGAUCCUGAAGACCACCUGCUUCAUCUGCGGCCUGGAGAGAGAUAAGUUCGACAACAAGACGGUGUCGUUCGAGGAGCACAUCAAGCUGGAGCACAACAUCUGGAACUACCUGUACUUCAUCGUGCUGGUGCGCGAGAAGAACAAGACGGACUACACGGGACCCGAGAGCUACGUGGCCCACAUGAUCAAAAACAACAACCUGGACUGGUUUCCACGGAUGCAGGCCAUGUCGCUGGUGGUUACCGACGGCGACGGCGAGCAGAACGAGAUGAGGAUGCUGCAGGACAAACUGGGAGCCACCAUGAAGGUGGUGCUCACGCUCACCUCUCAGCUGAACGAGCUGAAGGAGCAGAUGACAGAGCAGAGGAAGAGGAGGCAGAGGAUGGGCUUUGUGGAUGUUCAGGCGGGAGCGAGCGCUGCGAUGCCUCCCAGCGCCGCCGGGGGAAACCACCAGAUCUACAAAAGUUAAAGAGUGUGUGUGUGUAUGUGUGUGUGUGUGUGUGUGUGUGUGUGUGUGUGUGUGUGUGUGUGUGUGUGUGUGUGUGUGUGUGUGUGUGUGAGAGAGAGAGAGAGAGCGAGAGAGAGAGAGAGAAAGAGAAAUACAGAAAUGAUUAUGCUUUAAUAGUCAUGUAUUUAAGGACCAUGGUAAUUUGAAACACUGUAAACCAGUUUGGUAGAAACACUGGAGUUUGUGGAUAGAAAAAUAACUUUUACUUUCAUUUAUGGAGAGGAAAACUAAGAGCAGAAGGAGCAGACGGAGGAGGACAGAUGGUGAUUUUUUUUUUUUGUUCGAUGUUCAAUGUUGAAGUUUUAACGAGUGUAAAGAGUGGACUUAAGUUCACGAGUUUCCUUUAGACAAACCUGCGAGAGGCGAAGAAGUUGAUGUAAAGGUAGAGUUAAGACGUGUGAGUGAAGCUCAAAUAUUCUGUGUAAACGCUGCAAUAAAACAGUUUGACUGUGA